Molecule: messenger RNA, 5373 nt
Organism: Amoebophrya sp. A120
Lineage: Eukaryota; Dinophyceae; Syndiniales; Amoebophryaceae
Source: the annotation of a GenBank genome assembly
AUGGACGUCUCAACCCGAUCAAUCGCGGAGCUAAUCGAGACAAAGCAGUACAAGAAAGCACUGCGAGCGUCCGAUCAAAUCCUGAAGAAGCACUCGAAACAUGGGGAGACACUUUGUAUAAUUUUUGCAUGAAUUUGAUCGCUCAAUGUUGACUUCAUGCCGAUGCGUAGUUCCUCUUCCACCUCGUCGCUGAGCUUCACAAUCGCAAGUCUUACACCAAAAACCACAGGUCUGAAAGGGCUGACGCUCCGAUACACGGGGAAGACAGACGAGGCUUACGAGCUGGUGAAAUUAGGAUUAAGCCUGCACACAAAAAGCUACGUAUGUUGGCACGUAUACGGGUUGCUGCACAGGCACGACAAAAAUUACGUCGAAGCAAUAAAAUGCUACAGUAUAGAACAUGAUGACUGUGUUGCGCUGCUGCAUGAUUUGGCAUGACAGUCGUAAAGUGUUAGCGUGGUAAACUUUCAAUGUCAAUAAAACAAAUGUAACCUUAGGUUUAGCGUGGUAAACUUUCUAGGUCCUAGCCGCUAGCCGACCACAUGGUCGUAGAGACAAUGAACCGAAAGAAACUUCCAAGAACUAGAACUACAGGACUGAAAUGCAAAUGCAACACAGAAAGCGCCCUGAAAUUCGAGCCGCACAACCUGCAGAUUAUUCGGGAUCUGGCGUUGCUUCAACUUCACGAGAGGGAAUUUCCUGGCGCCGUGGAUACCAGGAAAAAGCUUAUGGGUAUUGCUUAAACUUCCUCAAUUUGCAAUGCUGAGUUUAGAGUCGGACCUUGUUCUAUUCAUGCAUGUUGACGAGGCGCAGAGACAGCGCAUCAACCGUUCGACUUCGACGUGUGGAAGCGCAUGAUAAAGUAAAAGUUCAAAGCCGCAAACUCGAUGAAACAAUCACAAAAAACAGAGAUGAAGCCCAACAACAUCAAUAUCGUGGGCUACGCAGUGACAGCCCACAUGAACGGAAACGCAGCCGGCGCCUUGGAAGCUUUAUGCGAUCAGUCCAAGCUCGCCGACGAUUUCUCUAAGGUGGAGCGAUCGGAGUUUGUCCUGUACAAAGCGGCACUGUUAGAGCAGUCAGGGCAGUGGAAGGAACUAUUGGAGAUGUUAGCGGACCAGGAACAGAAAAUCAUGGAUAAGACGAAAUUGCGGGAAAUUAGGGGGAGGAUUCUGAUGUAUAGACAUUUCAUCUUCUUCACUGAUCGAACGAGUUUUUCUUUUUCCGUUAGCAGUAUGGAUGAGCAUGACAAAGAAAGUGCGUUGCGGUUCGGGUAUCUUUUGGUGCAUGACAAAGUGAAAGUGUUGAAGUGGAUAUCACUAUACGAUCAUCCCAAAAACAUCAGGUACUGUGGCAAAAUGCAGGAAGCGAAUUCGCUUUACAAGGAGCUGUAUAUGAAAAACCCAGAGAAUCACAUCUACAUCCUCUGCCUGAUCGCCACUGACCCGCGAUUUCGCGAGUUCUGGCCACCACUACCAGCACCAAUAAUCAUCUCCCCAGUAGCCAAAAAGGAGGAGCCAACAUCCGCUUGCCAAAAGGGGUGCUGCGAUGUUGAGCCGGCAAAAGCAGUUGAGGCAGCGAAGAAGGAGGAUUCUGAGGGCUCAACCACCGCCGGGGAAGAGACACCGAAGGACAAAGAUUCUAAGAAAUGCGAAAAAUCCUCAAGUAGUAGCUGCAACUACGUAAAAGACAUCGACUUCUCAACCAUCCCGUUUGGCACAGUCCCGACGAGCAACGCACAGGCAUUUCCGCCAGAAAUGCACCCAGCAGGGUCCCCGGUCUUCGGCUGGCUCUGCCCGGAAAAGAAUAGCUUUUUGCAGAAAGCGUGUUACAAAAGAAUCGGGAAGCGAAUGAUGAAGCAGAAAAGGCCAUACUUGAGCUUUCCCGUCGGCGGAGAACUGAGUGGGGAGAAACAGAAGGAGCUACUGGAGUACCUCGGCGAGUUAAGAGACCAGAAAAAGUCGGAAUCCGCGGAAAGAAUAGGACUGUUCUUCCUCAGCGGAACGUUUUUCCAGGAAAAGCUGAAGGUAUAGUAGUGCGUGGAUUCUUGUACUACCUGGGAAUGAAUUUUUCAGUUUGCAAUGCAAUGAGUGCUGGCUACGCCAAGUUUGUCUUGCCACGUACCAAAAGAAAUAUAUUCAUCUCAAUACUAAACAGAAAUUCCUUCGCCCACGGCUGCAGAAGGGAUUGCCAUCGCUUUUCCGACUGCUGAAGCCCUUUUACUUCUACGACUCAAGCAGAUGGAGUCUCAUCGAGGAAGCACUGCUGAGCCUGCUAGGUAUGAAUUUGAUAUUUACGCUUUUUUGUGUUGCAGAUUUGGCAUGAUGUUGCCCAUGAAUUGGAACAAGCAUAGAUGUCGUGCCAUGCACAACUACUUCCUCUCUCAGAAUUCCAGCAUGCAGCUGUUCUUUGAUGUAAUCGCAAAAACGACAUCAACCACAGACCCACUCGAGAAGUACUACUCUUUCGACGGUUCCGAUUCUGUCGACAGCACCACCCCCACGUCCCUCCUCUUCCUCUACCAAUUAAUCGCGGAGCAUUUCAACAUCCUCGGCGACUUUGGAAAAGCGCUUCAAUUUAUCGAGAAGGCCAUCGAAAUGGCGCCAACGCACCCGGAAUUGAUGAUGAUUAAGGGCAAGAUUUUGAAGGACAGCGGCGAUUUGUGGAAGGCCGCGGAAUUCUACAACACCGCUAGGGAACUGGACUUGGCGGACAGGUACUCAACGAGAAUAAAAAUAGUUGUGAUGCGCCAAUAGAUCCUCAGCACGCGCAACGUAUAAGGAUAAACAGCACACGAAUAGUACAUGCAGCUUCAUCAUCAUCGCGCGAUGAAUCCAGUAUCAGCCCGAAGAAGAAGCGACAGCUGAUCUUUGUGAUGCAAUACAAAACGUUCAACAGGUAUCUCAACACCCGUGCCGUGAAGGCGAUGCUGCGAAUCGACGACUGCAAGAAAGCGCAGCCAACGAUGAUUCUUUUCUCAAGAGACAGCGCCGCAGCGGGGGAGGGUGCCACAGAAAAACCAAGCGAGGCAGCGACAAACCUGCACGACAUGCAGUGCAUGUGGUACUCCUGCGAGGAUUUUUGAUUUUAGUUUUACGCCUUCAGAAUUUUUUUUUUUGCUUCGUAACAUACAACAUCUGACGCAACAUGAGAGCCGUGAGUUGCCAUGAUUCCCUUUCACACUUACAUUUUCCUGUCCCAACCAUCGAACUCAGGUAUGAAGCCGAGGUUUCGCGCUCCUACGUAAGACAAAAGAUCUACGGGCGGGCGUUGCGCUACAUGAAGGCGACCAUUAGCCAUUUCCAAGAUAUGAACGACGACCAGUUUGACUUCCACAACUACUGCAUAAGGAAAAACGGCUUGACAACCUACGUCUCCAUGCUCCAACUGCAGGACAAAUUGUUUUCCCACAAAUUCUACCGCCGAGCCGCGAAGGACAUGAUCCAGCUCUGCGUUUUGCUGCUAGACAUUGGCAAGAAGGGGAGCACCGGAACGAAUGUUGGGGGCGGGAAGGGCGAAGCUGGUAGUGCCGAGGCGGAGGAUCCAAACAGGGAAUUAACCGCUGCGGAGAAAAAGAAACUGAAGCACGCAGCGAAAAGACAAGGGAAGAAGGUGAAGGAAUUUGUAUUCGUUGUUUUUCCAAGCACAAAGUGCAACGAUCUUCCAUGUUGGAACGAAACAUACAUUGCUAUCUCCAAGAGUGCACAUUUGUCCCUUCACACACGAAAAAUUUUCAACGAAAAGCGAAAUAAUGAUAAACUUUAUCAGGCUGAAGUUGAGAAGGAGCAGUCGAAACAGCACGAGGCAGCGACCGUCCUUCCCUGCACAGUCGCGAAGUCCGUCGAUCCGAACGGAACCGAAUACCUCGAGAAGUUCGACCUGCAAAAGGAGGCGCAAGACACCGCGUUGAAACUCCAGAAAUACGCUCCGCAAGACCCGCACACGUUUUCGCUCUCUUACCAAGCGUUCUGUCGGCAGGGGCAAAAAGCGAUCACCUGCGCAAAGUUGUUGCAGAAGUUGGCGAAUUUGGAGAGGAAGAUGGAAGAAAAUUUUGUAACCACUUGUGCGGACACUGGGGAGUACGAAAAGCUCGAGGCGAUACCGUUUCAAACCAGGCCGAGUCGGAACAGUUAUUUGCUGUCCGAGGUGUUGCCCUGCUUGACACAUUUCGUCAGCAAGUACCUGUCCAAUCCGGAAUUGAGCAAAGUGGAAUUAGAUUUGGAGGUCUUAAGGCAGGAGCUGUUCUCCAUCCUGUCGGAAGUUUUCGGCAUAAUAAGCGGGAAGAACGAUGUGAAAAUCAACUCGGUGGAUGAUGCGAAAAAGGAGCUGGCGGCGAUUGUGUCGAAAAUUGAGGGAAUGAAGGUCAGCACAAUUAAGGAGCACGAGGCGCGAUUCAAGAUUUGGAAGGCGAUGGGAAAAUCGAAGGAUUUCUUCAACGCGGAGUUGAGGAAAUUGAAGAACCCGGAAGGUAUGAAGUUUGUUUUAGAUUAUUUGUUUCUGAGGCUUAUUGAUGAAUGAAAUUUGUCGACUAGAGGUGUGGGAAGUUGAAAUUUUUGCCAGUACGGGAGACGUCGACACUCACUGUCUAUUUUUUCUUCCUCAAGAUGAUCUUCAUUCAAUACCGCUACACAAAAAUCAGCCUCCUGGGGCCCGUUCGAGCACUUUCAGAAGUUCGAGAGAUACCUGGAGAUGGACCUUGUUCCGAACGAGUUGGUUGAUGAACCCGCCCUGAAAACCUUCGCCGACUCGUGCGCAAAACUGUUUGCGACGCCCCUGAAAAUGAUGCAGCAGAGUAUCAUGGACAGUAAAUCCUCUCCCGAAGGAAGCGGGAAGUAAACAUAGCGGAGCAUCGGCGUAAUUGCGCACCAGACGCUAACACAACAUCCUCUUCGAACAAUUUAGAAUUACGUCACACAAGACGCAAGGCCAAGAAAAAACAUUUCCGAUAGAAUGCAGCGAAGAACUAAAUGCAGCUUGCUAUCAAAAUCUUUCGAAAACUAACUACAUCACCGAAGGUAUGAUGAGAUGAUAUGGAGCUCCUGUUUACACAAUGGGAGAUGAAGAAUUUUGAGUUAUAUGCAUACGCGCAUCUUCUCAAAGUUACUUCUUUCGACAGGAUUUGACCCUAUUCAUCAUGGACAUAAAAACACAACAUAGCACAUAAUUGAUGGCGCCGCAUAGAACAAUGAUUUUCACGUUCACAUCAUCCAAAGUCGCAUGUUGUACUAGUAGAUCAUGCGAAGUAGUUCUUAUGACGCCGCGGAAUGGCAGCUACAAGCGGCUUCGGCUUGAAACGAGAAACAGGAAAUUGAUGGUUGGUUUCAAGAAAAAUGAAAAUCCAAAAUGACGAGGAAAGUAAAAUCUUGAACGAGG